Molecule: messenger RNA, 772 nt
Organism: Porites lobata
Lineage: Eukaryota; Metazoa; Cnidaria; Anthozoa; Scleractinia; Poritidae
Source: the annotation of a GenBank genome assembly
AUGGACUUUGGGUUGAACGAUGUAGUGGCAUAUCUUAGAAACCUCCCCGGAGUUGCUGUUAAUUAUUUGAACCUUGUGAAGUUACUUCUUGUUGUACCUGCCACGAAUGCUGUGAGGGAACACUCGGCCUCUGCCCUUAAAAGGCUCAAGACGUAUCUUCGAGUGUAUGUUGCAAGAAAGAUUGAAUCACUGCAUCAUUAUCCACGUUCACAAGGAAAUGACUCGACAAAUUGAACAAGGCAGAUAUUGGAAAUCAGUUUGUUUGAGCAUUAAAUCACAUGCUGAAUCGCUUUUGAACCGUCGAUGUCAAUUAAAACUUUCCCAAACCAUGUAUUCGACGCUACAACAAACUGACAAUUGAUAAUUUUCUACUAAAGUAUUCAUUUUUGAUAAUUUUGUUUUUGCUAAGCUGGAAAAGGUCAUUAAGUUUCUCUUACUUCGUUGACCAGAAUAAAAUCCUGGUGUUUGCCAAAUUUUAGCGUUCAGAUUGCAUCCUAGAGUACUUAAAUUUUAAAAGUUUCUUGGGGGAGCAUGGGCCCGUAUCCCCCUAGUUUCUCGUGCCUUCGGCACUCCUCUUUGCCGCUGUCGUGCCAGUAUUACACAUACUCCCAGUUAUGCCCCAUCAAGGAAAAAAUUCCAGUCACCGCUCCUGGGGAUUCCGGCAAAGGAACAGGAAGAAAUUACAGAUAAAGUUGUCUGCAAAUGCCUGAUAGCCCAAGAUGCCAGCUUCCACAUUCUUGUUAUUCGUAAACAUGGAAAAUAUAGAAUGUAA